GAGGAAAACAAUUCUAUUUUUAGACUAAACCGGGAUUUGAUGAUCGCUGAUAUAUCCCACAAUGCAGCGCUGCAUGCUACAAAGCCAGCGGCCUCCUUCGAAUUAGCAGCAGUCUUGUCAUGGCGACGAGGUUGCUGGUUAUUGCUCUGAGAGAAAUGCUGUGAGUUCUGUCGUCUUCCAACCCAAUAUUCUACCUAAGAGAAUGAUAAAAAACCGGCUUAAAGACAAAGAUGGAUACACGAGAAGAGCUGGAUGUGUCUGUUUUAAAAGCGAGCAGGAGGAAGAGGUUUUGACUCGUUUAUGAUGCACAUGGCAAUGUUCGACCUCGUUGUGGCUCGAUCUUUCUAAGUGCCCUGUCUCGGUUUUAUCCUUUAGGUGCUGUUAGUUUCGAGCUGUCGACAUCCUGGUAGAUGGGUGGUCCCUUCUGGAGGUGUCGAACGUGGUGAAGACUGGAAAGAAGCUGCUGUUCGUGAAGUUGAAGAAGAAGUUAGUAUCAGACUGUUCGAAACAGGAUAAUUUAUAAGCCAGUAGACCAAAACAGUUCCUAUUUUUCUCUGUUUGUUUACUUUCCUUUAAACCCUCACCACAUCAACUUGUUCUCUUUACAGGCUGGAGUUCGUGGAACGCUUGGUCGUUUUGUUGGAGAAUUCCAGGUUUGUUUUGACUAUUGCUUUACGCUUUACGUUUUAAACCUUCUUCUUUUUCGAGUUCGUAUUUCUAUAGAUUCUUGUACUAAUUCCAUUGUGAUUUGUUCAUCUUCUCUUCAGAACGAUGUCAACCAAACUCGAACGGCUGUUUACGUCUUAAUUGUCACAGAAAUGCUUGAUAAAUGGGAAGAAGGUAGGGGUUUUGUCUAACAUGACAUUUCUUUCCCUUCUGCAUUGCCUUCAAACAACAGCAUCGUAAGCUGACGCGUGUAUUCUAAUACCAGUGAUGCGACGUUCAUUGUUUACAGAGAUUGUAUAAAGCUUCAAAAAGCGGCAGAAACGGUAGAUUACUGUUACUUUACGCAUAUUCACACCUCUUAAUCUCUACCUCUCUGGUUGUGUUUUUCAGACAACUCUUUUAUGCAUCAAUUACGAUCAAACGUUCAGGGUUGCAACCGUGCAUGUGUAGAAAUAGUUUGGGGCUGACUGUUACGUUGUAAAUUUUAAUUUUAAAUCGGCCAAAGUCUAUUUCUCAUUUCAUUUUAACGUAGUGGUAAUUGUGGGAUGACUACAUAAUAGAUUCCCACCGAUGGGUUUUUUUAAUAACGGAACAGAAUGUUGUUUUCCUUCGUCGUGAUGGGUUAGAGAAGUCGAGUCAUGAAAGCUUACCGACGUCUUUCAUUUCUGUGUUACAUGGAUAGGAUGUUACGAUUCUUGAUGCUUUGUAAUCCCUUGAUAUUCACUCCAAGACAAAUUAAGCAAUUGUUUUGUGCAGAACAAAGAUCAGCAAAACAAGACGUUUUUCCUUUAGAUUUGCAGGAAGAGGUCAUCCAUUAUUCACUAGAUGUAGACCCCUUUCCAAAACAUAGUUGAAGGAUGCAAUGUGUUCAGUUUUACGAUCAGUUUUAGAGCAACACGAUCAAAGAUGUGGAUAGCAAAAUGUCACACCAAUAUAUAUCACAUAUAUCAACCUUGCAAGCUUGUGUUCAUGACAGUUUAGCACAGAGUAUGCAUUUGCUUGGCAAGUUUUCAUAAUUCAAGAACCAGUUAUCAGUUUAAUUAUUAAUACAGUGACAAUCUGCUUUAGUUUAGUUGAUUCAUUUUGUGGCAGAUUGUUUUGCUUAGCAUUUGAUAAAGUCUAACAAAUGAAAAAUCUUUCAUCCAGUUAGCUAGUUGAACUCAAAGAAGCUGGUUUUGAAAGGGAAUAGAGAACAUUCAAAUCCUUGACCACUAGAAUUUAAAAACAAUCAGGUCAAGGUAAUUGCUUUUUCUUUAUUACAAAAUGGUGUGGGACAAUUUUACAAUAUUGAUGUUUUCCAAUUAAAUUUACGUAAUGUAGAGAAAAGGUUUUGUGGCUUUCUUUUGGACAUAAGUGUCAGUAUUCUGUACAAAAUCAUCAAAUGUAGUUAUCAAAAACAUACUGAAAGAAAAAAAAAACUAAAUGGGAUUUUUUAUGGUGUCAAUCUACACAAAGCAAAUACAAAUAUCAGUUUUCAAGGAGAGCUUUUCAGUUAUAAGUCAAGUUUUCACAGUAAGGUGAUGUUUAGUCUGGGAUUAUAAAGUUUAAAGAUUCCAAUGUACAAACAAAGGCUGUUGAUAGUUUCACACUCUACACUCUAGAGUGGUUAUGCAAAUUCAGGUCAUAAUUUAUUAGAGUAAUUUCAGGAUCUCACAUGAACUGACAUUAGUUUUACAAAAAAAUGUUGGUUUUUCAGGACCAAGACAGCUUUGUUAGUGGCAAAGAAGUGAAUCAAAAUGCCCUCUCUGUUAGUAGAACAGUACAACCAAAAGGACACUUUACCCAGGGAUUUAUAUUUACAUGGGCCUUUGAAUAAUGAACAACUCAGAAUUAAAAAAAAAUCACCACAGCCAUUAAGGGAGAGGUACAUGGAGACAAACAUUGAGCAGAUGUCAUUAAGAUUUGAUGAUGAUAAAGACGCUAUUUACACCUAAUGUGCAAAAUUUGACCUUAAAGUUGUUGUAUGUUUUGACCUUGCUUCCUUUGGAGAAACUUAUUUGCAUUCAGAGGUAACUGCUAUCAAAAAGCUUGUGACAUUUUUUACUAGAACUGAAACUUUCUUUGUGUAAUUUUAAAUUGAGGCUGCUAAUGAAAUUGCUCUAAACUGGCAAGCUUUCCCAAAACAAAGUCAAUAGCUUUGGUUGAAUGCUUAAAACUACAAUACAUUUUAAGUUAAAAUGAUCAGGAGGUUUAACAACCCAAACACUUUAUUUCAUAGCAGAAGCUUGAUCACAGCUCUGCAUCAAUAACUUGUGUUGUAACACACUAUUUUCAUUAUCUACAUAUACUGCCAGGAUUUUAGAGUGAACAACUUUACAUUAAUAUGAGAAAAGUGAUGGUAGAGAUGUAUGAUGUCCUGACUAUCUGAAUUUGCUCUCCUAAACAAAAUCAAGUUUUGUGUGUCCCAUCAAACUCUUUAAGAGAAAGAUUUAUUGCAUUUCCCUGUACCUGAAAUCUUGUUGCAAAAAAGAUUAAAUGCAUGACCAUUUUGUGCUCUGAUAAAUCUUUUAUGAUGCAUAUUACAAAUAGCUUGUAUAGUGCAUUCUGCAUUCUCAUAUUGGAUACAGAGGGAGGAAGACAGUCCUUUAAGGUUGAGUCAGUGGGGUACAGUAGACUUAACUGUAUAUGCUUCAACUGGUAGUCUGUCAGAAGAAUCUAUUUGUCAAUGUUCUUUGAGCCCAAAUAUGCUUGAGGCUGUGAUACUCCUCCUCUAUCUGCUCUUCUCCAGCCUGGUCCAUCAUGAGGGAUAAGAGUUUCACUGAAAAACACAACCAGGCCUUUCUGUAUGGAGUCCCUCUUUUUAACCAGCUUCAUCUGCUGCAUUGAUAUUUACCUUUUCUUUCUUCUUUUGUCACCCAGAUCGCACCAGGUCUUGGUUUCCCAUAGAAACUGCAAAAGAAAUGUUGAAUGCCAAACCAUAUCAGCAACAAUACUUGGAUAAAGCUUGUAGCAACAGGUGACAAAGCAAGCCCAACCAGUAGAGCUGGUUUGUAUUGUCUUAAUGUUGAAGCAGCAAAGAGUGUCUUUGUAAAAUUAUGUAAUUGUUUGAGUCAAAGUUUUGAUUUUUGUAUGUUACCUUUGAAGCUUUUGCCUCUGAGGAGUGAUCAGUAUAUUUAUCCUUUUAAUAAUUUCAAAUUGCUAAACUGUGUAAUUACAGUGAAGUAGCUCUAUAGUUACCUUUAAUAGUUGUCAGAUCUUGGGAGCUACAGGAUUUUAAACGGAUAGUUGAGGGUAAAUAAGAAAGUGCUUUAGUUAUUCAAAGUAACCAGUAAUGUAUCCAAAGAAAAAAAGUCUGUUUUAUCUUAGAAACGAAGAUGUAGACACAAAGAGUAACUCAAACAGAGAAAUUAUCAGUAUACACUGUCAUAUAGUUAUAUUUUCAUACCUUGUGACAAUACAUUUUUUGUUCAAUUGGUUUUCAAAUGUAUGGCUGGUUAAUUCAAGCUUUGAUGGAUAGCACUCUCUUAUACUUCACGUGGUGUGAUUCUGUUUGGUAGAUGGACAUGUACAUGUAAUUUACCCAAAACUCUUCAAGUGGCAUGAGUUACCAACUUGCAUAUUAAUCUUGUAUUACAAUACUUGUACUUACUCAAGAAAAUUGUCUGUGUGAAUGAAUAACAAUCAAGAAAGGGUAAUGGUCUUUUUUCUCCUCUUAGAAAUUAGUUUCUGGUCACAGCUGCAACUUGAAUGGUUUAUGUGAUAACACACAUGUACAUUAUUUGAAGAAAGUAUCACUGGACAGUAGUUGUGAGAAAUUUAGUUAAGGGUUCAGUCACAUGUUAUGUACAAAGGAGGUCGGGGGAUGGUUGUUUUGGUGAUGAAAGUGAGCAAAAAAGUAAGGCAGUGUGCAAAAAGUUUGCUUUCCUUGGAGAGGCCAAAUUAAUAACUCAGAGUAAAACAACUCUAGUAUAUUAUAUUCAGGUAACAAUGUGAUAUGUAUAUGAAAUAAUUUUAGACUAUAUGAUGAUAAGAGACAGUUGUGUUUGCUCCAAACUUGGUAGUUAAUCACCUUAUAAGUGUGCCUGUGUUAGUGAUUCUUUGCCAUGGGUUAACUCAAAAUUUCAUGACUUCUUUCAGAAAUAAUUUCUUCUCUUCUAUGUUUGGAACUGAUGUUACUUGUUAGGGACUGAGGCCCUUCUUAAACUGAACACUGUAAUUGUAUUUUUCUGGAGUGAUAUAAUUAUUUAAAUUGCCAGUGGUUUUGUUAAUGGAAGUCUGAAUCUGAUAUGUGUAUUUCUUUCAGACUCUUUUUAUGAUGAUUGUAUGAUUUGAUUACUCUGAGUUUUAUAUUUUCAUGCCACUGAGGGCAAUGAUUACAUCAGUUUUUUCAAAUCAAUCGUAGUGUAGUUUACCAAAACCUGUGCAAUCCAGGAUUACUUACCAUACUCAACUGAAAAUUGCUCCAAAACUUGAAAUAUAACAUCAUUUAGAUGUUUUCUUUUUCCUCUAUAGUAGAGUUUAAGUUCUGAACAAAAGACUGUUGACAUAGUUGUGUGUAUUUCGUUCACUAUCUUAGAAUGUUUAUGUAAUUGUGUAAGAUGUAGCGGUGAAGGGCCUGUAACACAAAGUCCAACGAAAGUUAUCUGAUUGAAUGGUCCCAGACAGUAAAUACAAGACUGCUAAAUUCUUCCACUCAUGAACGUGAUCUACAUGUAUUUUCUCAUUGUGAUUCCAAUAUGUUAUCCUGUAAUCAGGUUAUGAGAUCAGAUGUGGUAGUUUGUUAGCAAAUAGUGGGUGUUCUCCUGACAUAAACCCAAAUUCUCUUGUCUAAUUUGCAAUAAAUUGUAGGGCAGUCAGUUGGGAGAAUACCUUAUUGAAUCUUGGGAGUUGUUUUACUUAUGUUAGCUCCACAAAUAUUACAUCAGAGUGAGAAAAAAUUAAGCAAAAGCCAAAAUAAAAGAGUCUGUAUAAAGAAAUUAUUCAAUGCAUACUCAAUCACAAGUCAUUUGUCUUUCAAUUCAUACCAGAAGGGUUGUUUUUUUAUAAAAAGUAAAUGGAAUUGUUGUAAUAGAGUGUUCUGUUACAGCCCUUCAAUUACAGCAAACUAUUGACCAUUAAGAUAUUAAUUAAUUGUUCAAAACUUAAAUGAGUUCAAGUACCCUGGGGUUUCAAUAACUUUUUACUCAAUAAGCAGCAGAAAAUGGUUUAAUAGGCAGCUGUGCUGCAAGGUGAAUCCCAAACACUAGAGCCUGCUUGUAAACCAGACAGAUGGUGGAAAGAGGUCUUGCAGCUGGUGGUAGACUGCUGGUAACAGACUUUUAUUGCAACCAGAUAAUUUUGUUUCUAUCAACUGAUUUCAUAAUGUAAAUUAGCCACUGCAAAGAGUUCAAAGCUAUUGCUUUGAGCAUUAGCCUUUCAUCAGAGCAAAGGGUUUGACAAAGGGCUAACGCUCAUAAUGUCAGCUUUGAACUCUUUAGGAUGGCUAAUUUACAUUAGUAACUCAGUUGAUGAAACCAAAAUUAUCAUUUAUGCUCUCCCACCAUCACAGCACCACAGUUUCUUUAGAAACUUAUUUCCUUUUGUUGAAAUCCCCAGGUACUUCAACAGAGAGAUUAGUGCAUACUAUGUGUGGGAUAGUUAACUUUGAUUUUAUAGUGAGGAGCAAUUCUUUAUUAGAAAACUGAUAACUUUGCUAAAUAAAGUACAAUUUAGAGCUAAAAAGUGAAAUUUAUGAUUAUAAAAUAAAUGUAAUGUUUUUUAUGUGUGGAGUUGUGAAAAUUGAAUCUUAUGAAGCUUUAGAGAUAUUAAAUUAUGUUUGUCAAAAAUUUGUUGGAUAUUUUUUGACUGAUGUAACAAGGGCGGUGAAACCAAAUGAUUUUGAAGUUUUCCUAAAGUCAUCUGGGAGUCUGGUGUUAAUCCUCAGUCAAUUUUCUUCGCAGCCAGAGAGGAAAAAUAUUUGAUAUUUUAUUCUCUUGAUCACUUGAAAACAAAGUUUGUCAAACUCCACUCAAACAUAUUGGUUAGACUUGACUAGCAUCCCCUUUCCAGCUCCCAAUGUCAAAUUAUUUUGCCCUUUUCCCUGACCAUGAAGCACAUUGCAAAUGAUGAUUAAAACCAAAGGAAAUGCAAACAUACUAGCCAAUUAGAACAUGGGAGAUAGAACAAAGAGCAGAUGAGAAGUAAAAAGUGGGAACAAAUAAACACCUUGACGCAUAUGUGGUUUAACAAUGCCUGUCUUCUGUUUGCAUCUGAUUGGUCAACAGGACGGCACAAGUUUUCUAGACCCGUUACAGAGCAAAGUUAGAGGGAACCAAUACAUUCCUGGAUCGUAUUUGGCACAAUCAACACUCUUCUCUUAUAAGUACUUUUAAUUUGGGGGAGGAAUCAGAGUGGGUGCUGUGCACUGGGCUUAAACAACUUACAGAAGGGUGUUGAUGUGUAGUGAUUGUUCCUAAGAGUGGCAAUGUAAAAAUAUCCUUGUCAAACAAGCCAACAAGGAAUGCACAGAAAGAAAGCAUGGGCACUGGAUGAGAUGUAUUUCAAGCUUUUAAAACAACAUCUCUAACCUGGGCCAGCUGUAUGUUUCCUCCUGGGUAUAUUGUGAAAAAGAAAUUGAUUCAAGGCCUGUACAUAGUAUGCUACAGUAUAAGACAGAUUUACUUUGAGGGUGUCAGCUUUGACACAAUCAACAAUUCAAAACGUUGCUUUUUUGGGUGUUCCAUGUUCUCCAUACUCAUCUCUUGUUAUUUCCUUUGUUACUGACAAUAAGAAUUCAUUUAACAAUCAAAGCUUCUCAGGUUGGUAAUCAUUUUCUUUGUGCUCUUAAUCUUAAGGAAUGAUUUAGUGAUAUUAUCGUAAGGAGAAAUUAGAUGCUGAUCACUGUUAGAUUACUAGAGAAGGUAAAAAACAUCAAAUAGCAAAACAACAACCGGAAAAUUUUGGCAGCUAUAAUUCGGAGAGAGGUAGUUGUUAUCUGAAUAUCGUUUUUUUUACGGUUGAGGGGCGGCCUUACUUGAGGGCAGAAAGGCACAGGUGCAAGCCGUUAUAACAGGGCUCUUGGGAUUCUCCAUUUCUCUUGGCUUCUUUUCACUCCUGUCCAUUUUUGGUGCAGAUGUAGUGCCCUUCUCAAAUCUACAGCUAAAGCAAUGUUGAAAAAACGCUCUCAAUCCGGAUCACCCCAAGCAUGCGGUAUAGCCGUACACCCCCUUCCCACCCCCUUACCCUCCUGUGACAGAUUGUUUUUUUUGCCGGUCACGCGAUUAUUGGUUCGGUUACCAAGCAAGUUAGACUAGCAAGCUGCGCCGGUUUUUUUGGCCGAGAUAAAUAAUGAAUGUUUAAAUAGAUAAUGUUAAGUAGUUCUUCGCAACGAUCAGGCUUUCUUUGAUCAAAUUUAUCAGAAUGAUAGACGUGAAAUACGUUACUGAUGUUUUGUAUGGAGGUGUCGACUUCACUUUGCCCGGAAACGGGGGUAAAGAAUGCGCCGAGUUCUUGCCUCUGGGGCAGAGAGUUGUGGAAACUGUAGUAUACGAACUCUUUACUAUCUUGGUGUUCUGGAAAAUGUUAGGGAAAGUUUCUGUACCAGAAGAUUUGCCGGCGUACAGAGAAGGUAGUGGAGUUGGUAAAAGACUUCUUUUGGUCGUACACUGCCUCGUGUUUGGGAUAGAAAUUGGUUUCAAAUUUGCCACCAAGCAGGUUAUUUUCCUCCUCAAUCCUUGUCAUGUUAUAACAGCGAUUCAGGUAAGAUUUGUGUCUUGUUGUCACCUACUCCUUUGUAUCUUUCUAGACGGGAAAACAAUGAAUAGAAUUGAUCGCAAUUUGCCGACGGAUCUCAAGAAGGACUUGAGCAUUUUAAUUUUUUUAGUGAAAAUCGUUGUUUGAUUUCCGCUAUUUGCUGUAAUUGGAGACUGAGAUACUUUUAGAAUGAAAUCGACCUCAGCAAAUUUGACAUCUAACCUAGAACUGCUUCUACAUAAGUGGAGUUCCAUAUGAGUGUAUCUUUUUUGUUGUUGUUGGAUAUGACUGAAAUUAAGGUAGAAAAUUAAUCGAUUUUUGUCAUAUAAAGCUUCCAGAAGGCCAGGCCAAAUCGCCGGGUUGUUCUUUUUGGUUCACGUCAGAAGGAACUUGAGAAAUGACAGUGUAAGAGUUUUGGAACUACAAAUGAAAAGAGAAAGCAUGUUUAAUAAACUUGAGAGUUAUCGAUUGGAGUAAAUUCAGUGCGAGCCACAUUUUCCUACAUUGCGUGAUCACUGUUAAGUUUUAUAGUUAGGCUGAGAAGGAGCGGGGGAGAGGGUCUGUUUUGCCCAAACGUCAGCCCUACUUUCACCAGAGGUAAGGUGAUGGGUAAAGGAACGGGCUUAGUCCUGUUUAUUACCCAUACUUCACAAUGCAGACAGAUCUUUGGUAAAAGAACACAAUGACUCAAACAGUAGACUACUUUUGAGACUAAGGCUUUGUUUUUAACUGCUAUUGGGAUAUUUGGAAAUCUUUCAGACAGACUAUGUUUGGAGUGUGACCUUUAAUUUCUGUAGUUUUUCAUUAAGUACACCAAAAGUGGACUGUUACCUCUGGUCUAAAUCGUCAAAUAUGUGCAAAGUUAUUUUGUACAAAAUUCAUUCUAACCAUAAUUAAAUCACCAAGUUUGGCUGCAUGAAAGCUGCUCAAGAUUCAUUUUUUUUUUCCCUUAGAUAUAUUUGUUAGUUGAACCUCCAAGUAAACGUGUCUUAUGGGUUUUUAGGUAAGUACCCAAAACUGGUAAAUGAUUACUCAUUUCAUCAUUGGUAUGGGAGAUAGUGGCAAAUGACCCUUUUAUGGAAAUGUAAUAGGAGAUUUGAAAAAAUUGUUUUACCUUGGCAGGGGAAGAAACUCUUCUAUUGCCUUGCUUUGGGAAAAGUUAUGUGCCCCCCCCUCCUCCCCUGAAUGAUCAGUAAUAGGUGCAUAAUAGAUACUGAGAUCUUCAGAUUUUUUUUGCUGAUCUCUAAUGAAAUAGGCUGCAUUCUUAUCAUUUUUACAGCAUUAUCUUUUGAGCAAGUUGAGAAUUUUUGUCAAAAGCUGUCCACUCAGGCUCAUGGGUGACUUGCCAGACCUCUUUUCUGCAAAGACAUUUUGUUUUUAUCAAUGGCAAAAUUGAUAAAUUACACAAUGUAAACAUCCUUUUUUCCCAUGAUGAACUUAACAGUCUGUGAACUUUGCAUCAAACUUUGCUCUUUGUCUCAAAGUUAGGAACAAGUAUAGGUGAAAAUUCCUUUCCUUGGUCAUAGGAUUCACAAUUACUUAUUAUUUGGUGCUCUUCAAGCAAUCCUGUUUCCUGUUGUCAAUACUAGAUUGGUAAGUUGACAGAAGUAAUUUAAUGAAACAAGUAUGUUUUUAAUUUAUUUUCCUUGGUAAAUUUCAGGGUUGUCUUGUGAUGUGAAAAAUUGCUGCUCAGUACUAUAUAAAGUACAAACAACUCAAAGAUUUCAACUUAUUGACAUGAACAUUGUGUUAUAAUUUCUUCAACUUAAAUUUUUUCUUCUCUCAUCUCAGUCUGCUGAUUAACAUUCAACAAAACCUGGUAUCAUGGACUCCUUCCAAAUUUUUUUAUUAAAUUAGGUUACAUUGGUACUAACAAGUAGGAAGCACAUGCAGUUGAACAAAGAAAAUGUUUUCCAGUUUUAAAAAAUAAAAUAUUACUUUCAGUUACCAUUUGAAGUUGCAACUUAUUGGAUACAGCACACCCUUAUUCUUCUUGUUGUGCCUUUUUUUCUUGUUUCCCUUCAAGGUAUGUGCCUUUUAUUACCUGACUUGUAACACUCUUUAACCCUUCAACUCUCAAGAUCUGAUUGUUAAUUCUCCCCUCUAAAUGCAACACAUUUCCUUGAAAAUAAAGUAUGAGAAUUUGCUGUUAGAUCAAGAUAACAACUUCUUCCUGAUAAGUUUGAGUUUUCUCAUUACCUGUUUGCUGGACAAUGUGUGGAAAUUAUAGCGAGAAGUCACCUGUUAAUCACUUCUGAGAUUUAACCCUUUAACUCCCACAAGUGACUGAGACAGAAUUUCUGCUAAAAGUAUCUAUACAAUACCAACCAGAUAAGUGAUGAGGCUAAAGAAAAAUAUCAAUUUGGGGAUAAUAAGGCGAUCCAAUACUAAAUUCUCUGAAUUUACAUUAAAAGAAUUGUAUAGUUGAGAGAAUGGAGAAUUAAAAAUUUGAUCUGGGAGUGAAAGGGUUAAGGAAAAUGUGUUUGUGACCCAAUAAAUGUCAUUCAUUACUACUUCCUCUGUGUGAGCUACUCAUAGUUUUAAUGUUGGUUUGGAAGUUUAAUUUUAUAACAGGAGUAGGGAAAUACAGUUCAGAUUGUUAAAUGUCAAGGACACUUUUUGGAGGAAUUACUCAUCACUUGAAACCUUUUACAACCGAACAUCAGUAUGCAUAUUCUUAAUACUGUUCUCUCUAAGGUGCUGGAAAGGAGAACUUGUUCAACAACCAAGAACUUCCUUAGUUGGUGGUCAUUGCCUCUAUUCUGAUAAUAGAAAUGUUUGAUACAAGGAUGAUACUCUAGGGAGAAAUAAUAAGCCGGUCACUCACAAGGGUUGGGCUUAAAUUUGAUGGAUGGCCAAAAAUGUUUUCAAUUCUUACAGUUAGUGAAAAACUGACCUUUUUUUUUCUCCUUUCUUCUUUAUUUUCCUGUAACAGGUCCAUUUGUUUUGGAACCAGUGUGGGACUUCACAUGGGCAACUUUGACUUUUACCUUUUUCUCUUUUUAUAUGCUGCUGUUUCUCCAGCCAUUAGGAAUGGUAAGUUGUGAGCUCUAAAAGAGAAUGAAAGCAUUCUUGGGUUUCGUAUAGCUCGGCUAAUUUCAGAGUGACCUUUAAGUACUGUUUUGGUGGAAGCUCUUAAGCAGAAACGAUUGGAAAAGCAGGCAAGAAAAAGUGUUUACAGGGAGAAAAAAGUAGUGGCUAAAGCAUAUAUCUCACCUUGUACCUUUACCAUGCUUGUGCCUUGACUGAUUCAAAUUGAUUAAGACACCUUUUGAUCCCAAGAUCUCAUCAGUGAUUCUCCUUACUGUCUACCAUACAAUUCUUAUGAUGUUAGUUUGGAGAAUUUGGUAAGAAUUUAUCUGCUUGAUCUUGUCUUGGUAUCGUAAGGAGAAGUUCUGUUUUGGUCACUCUUGAGAAUUAAACAGCUAUAUUUUAUCAACACAUCAGAUCCAUGUCUCUAACUUAAUUGCACAAUAAAGUAAAAACAUGACAUUUUUAACCUGAGUGUUUUAAGGCAAGAACCAGCUUUCCCUCAAAUAAUGAUCAGAAAAAAUUUCUUGUCUGGCUGUACUAGACUAUAACUUGUCCAGCUUGUGGGGCUGACCCCCCCUCCCUCUUUUAACCCCUGAGAGUGACCAGCAUCUAAUUUCUCCUUACAAUAUCCCCCAGGAUCAAACAUUAGGGUCACAAGAAUAAAGGAAAUGAUCACGAAAAAAAGAAGCUCUUAAUUGUUAAACAAAUUCUCCUUGCCAGCACCUUAGGAAAUGUAUAGAGAACAGUAUGGAGAAUAUUCAUUCUGAUGUUUAAGAGUGUAAAGGGUUAAAUUGGAAUAUAAAGCAAAGGGGUAAGUCUGAAUACAAGACUGACACUCAUAGUCACCAAACUGUUGAUUGGAAUGGUCCCCUUUCUGCAGGAUGGCGAUAUAUUGAUUAAUUGCAGAUUACAUCAAAGUAAUUUUUGAUUUUUAGCCUCACUAAAAAUGAUUAUCAGAGCAAAGUGGUGAGAUGUGUUCUGUUCUGAGCCAUCUUCAAAAUAUACAAUAGGUGUGAAAAAAAUUUUUAGUAAUGACAGUAACCAUGGUAAUGAAAUUAUCCAUGUUAUUUUACAGAUCCUUCAUAUAAACCUGAAUAACAUGGUUUGUCCAGCUGUUAGCGACCCAUUCAGUGGACCAUAUUAUCGAAUCAUAGCCUGCUGUCAUCAACCAUUGUUGAUAUUUUUAAUUGGAAAAAUAUUUUGCAUUGUUGGACACCAAUUUGUGAAAGCAUUGUAUGGGACAGAGGGGAAAAAAGAAUAAUGACUUUUCAGUGAUGAUAUUCAUAACUGUUUAUACUUACUGUUCAUUUAGCUGUGAUGCUUGCUUUAAACCUACUUAUUAAAUGCAUGCAUACUGUUUAAUAGCCAAUUCUAAAUUAAUUUUAGUUUCAGUAAUUUUUUAGAAUACAGUAAAAUACACUGCUGCAUUGUAAGACAUUUGUUGCACAUAAAUGACUUGCAAUGCUUGUCAUUUUACAUAAUUAUCUUUAUAUUUCUAAGGUCAUUUUCACAAUUUAAGCUUUAGAAUGGGUAGUUAAAGAAAUUGUAAAUUGCUUCAAAGGAGAUUUAUGACUUCAAUAAUUUAUUGCACAAACAACUUGCUGCAAAACUCAGAAAACUAUAAACACCAGAAAUAUUAUGGAAAGUUGUUGUGUUCCAAAUGCUAAACUGGUGUGAGGAAACUAAACUGCAAACAGCAGCUGUAAUUGGUUUGGGGUCUUAACCCUUUAAUUCUUAAGAGUGACUGGCAUCUAAUUUCUUCUCGCCAUAUCACCCCUGAAUCAAACAUUAAGGUCAGGAGAAUAAAGGAGCUGAUCACUCAUUAGAGAAGAACUUGAUUGUUAAGCAAAUUCUCCAUUUUGGCAUCUUAGGAAAUAUUUAGAGAACAGUAUGGAGAAUAUGCAUACUGAUGUUAGGGUGUAAAGGGUUAAGAUUUGCUCUUUUUUUGUAGAUGAAAUUUUGAUUGAUCAGUACAGACAGGUAGUUGACUUGUUAAAAUCAAAUCAAAGUGUUUAUAGUUUUCUGAAUCUCAUUGAAAUGAUUAUUCAAACAUUAUGGAAAACAACAUUACGUUGCUCUCUUUUUGUGUCCUUGUAUUUCGAAAUCCAGAAUUGCAUUAACUAAUGGCAAUAAAUAGAUUUUGUGGCUGAGAUCUGUCAUGUGUCCUUAACUUUACAUUGAGUGAUCAGCAUAAGCAAUGUGAUCUUUCAGAAUCAAGAAAUAAGACUUCCUUCAUCUUGCUCUUUUACAGAGCUAGUGCUAGCCAUUAGGAAGAUGGAUGCAUUCUUGUGAAAUUGUAUGUAGAAAAUUUGAAAUAGAGUCUUAACCCUUUGACUCCCAAGAUCUCAUUAAUAAUUCUCCUUACUGUCUGCUAUACAGUUCUUGUGAUGACAGUUUGGAGAAUUUGGGAUUGGAUCAACUUAUAAUUCCCUAAAUUGAUAUUUUUCUUUAUUCUCAUCACUUUUCUGCUCGAUAUUGUAUUGAUAUAAAGAGAAAUUCUGUCUUGGUCACUUAUGGGAGUUUAAGGGUUGAACCUAAUUUAUAGAACUAAACUGAUUUACUGAAAUUAUUGGAAGCAGUCUUUCCUGUUUCCUUUCCACCAAGUGGCAAUUUAGCAAAGGCAUUACAUGAAAGGGGGGAUGGGGGGGGGGGGGGAGAAGAGGCCUUCUGCAGAGAUAAAGAUUUAAUUAAUCAACCUUACAUGUUAUUGCUUCUCAUGGGCAUCAGCUUAUGUGUCAACCACUCAAAUAAUCAUUUAUCUUCCCCAUUCCCAGCCUGUGUACAGUUCCCCCCUGCCCUCUGAAUUUUUUUUUCAGGAUGGGGGGUGGGAUAAGGGGGGUGGCUGUAUACAGGCUACCCCACCCCACUCCCUCAUCUCCCUUUGUAACUUGCUAUCACCUUCUGCCUUAACACGGCUUCUAUUUCACUCAUACUUCCCUGUUCUUGCUUCCCUUCUUAGAAAUGGGAAAAGACUGCUUCAAAGGCUUAUAUGAUGGAUAAUAUUUCUUUAUUUAUUCAGUAAUGCUUUGAAAUAUGGGUUUAAUUAAUUACUGAAACUAUCUUUGAAUAAUUUAUUAUAAUUAAAUGAAUUUUUAUAAAAUUAAUUGCUGAGAAAAAGAUGUCUGACUAAAUUUGUAGCUGUGUGAUCUAUAUUUAGAGCAGUAUUACUGGGCAACAAACAAACAGAAUGUUGCAAAGUGGAAAACAACAAAAAGUGAAACUUUCUUGGAGCUGUUUGAAAUGCAAUUUCUGUUGAAUUAAAUAAAGUGGUUAGUGAAAUAUGGGAAUUUUUCUUUUCAUCUUUCCAAAAAAAUGGUCUUUUAACUUGCAUUAAAAUUCAG
Molecule: messenger RNA, 14711 nt
Organism: Pocillopora meandrina
Lineage: Eukaryota; Metazoa; Cnidaria; Anthozoa; Scleractinia; Pocilloporidae
Source: the annotation of a GenBank genome assembly